This is a messenger RNA of Cynoglossus semilaevis (tongue sole), 5283 nucleotides long. RefSeq names its product ubiquitin specific peptidase 46 (gene usp46). Gene Ontology annotation, biological process: protein deubiquitination. NCBI's taxonomy places the organism in Eukaryota, Metazoa, Chordata, Actinopteri, Pleuronectiformes, Cynoglossidae. Gene Ontology annotation, molecular function: cysteine-type deubiquitinase activity. The transcript has 9 exons. The coding region runs from base 1142 to 2251 and encodes 369 amino acids. The record is from RefSeq and is a predicted model, not a curated record. Gene Ontology annotation, cellular component: nucleus; cytosol.
AGUGUUAGGGAUAACUACUACUACUAACAUCACUUCUUAAUUUGACAUUUACCAAAUAAAGAAUAUAGACGUACCUUUCCAUUUCCAUUAAAGGGCUGUUUGUGUUGUGUUUUUUUUUUUUUUUUUUGUACCAUACAUAUAAUUAGAGUUGCCAACCAUCCCUUGAAAAACGGAAUCUUCCACAUUUAGAAACAAAAAUACGCAUUCCGUUGAGCUGAAAAGGGACGCACUUUGUCCCACAUUAACGUACAAAUCCAAAAUAGUCUUUAAAAUGUCUCAUUAAUAACAGAGCACUUUAUAUGAAACUCAAAAUCAAGGCUGUUUUCACUUCAGUUGCUAAUAUGUAGAAUAUACUUCCCAGCUCUGUACAACCCCACUUCCUUUUUGUGUAUUGAGAGAAUUAAUAUAAUUUUUUUUUUCAAAUUGACAGUUUCAAUAGCUAUUUGUUCAUUAUUAAUGCUCUGCACACUGCUGAGUAUUUGUUAUAGUUUGGUCAAAUGUUGUAUUCACCAUAUGUAAUAAAUUAUUGAUUUAAUAAAUGGUUGCUGAAUCCUGGCAAUUAAAAACAGCCUAAAUAACAACCGUAUUUAUUCAAUGUAUUUUUUAAUGAAUUAAAAUAACUAUUACAGGAACUACAAUUACAUUUCCCUACUGUUGUUGUUAUUAUAAGUUGUUUUCGCGCUACUGUUUAGCCAAGCUCUACUGUGAACGUGUUUUGUUUGGAUUUCCAAACCUGUCAAUCCAGAUAAGUCUUCUUAAACCAAUCAUCUGGAUAGUUUCUCUAUGGGAGGAGGGACUUCCGUCCAUCGCAAAGGUUUGUUUCCGUCUGGUUGCUAACAACCUGCUGUCAGUAACUUCGUCUCUAUAUCGUCGCUCCAUGCAAUGAGUGUUCCUGACAGCGGUGUUCGUAUCGUGAGUGUGAUGAUGAGGCCGUGGUAACGCUGAAGUCCCGCUGAUCCUCAGCUCCGUGCUGCCUGCAUGGUGCUGCUCCGCGGUUCUCUGCCCGCUGUUUUCUGACGCUCGGAGGUUCGCAGUCUUGGCCUCGAGUUGCUGCUGCGAAUUAACUUAAAUUCACAGCGUCGUCCUACUUUUAUCAUGUUCAUUUCAUAAAGAUGGCUGUGAGAAGGACACUGUAAACUAAAUGACUGUCAGAAACAUCGCCUCCAUUUGUAAUAUGGGCACCAAUGCCUCCGCUCUGGAGAAAGACAUCGGCCCAGAGCAAUUUCCGAUCAAUGAGCACUACUUUGGAUUGGUCAAUUUUGGGAACACAUGUUACUGUAACUCAGUGCUCCAGGCGCUCUACUUCUGCCGACCGUUCAGGGAGAACGUGUUGGCUUACAAAAGCCAACAGAAGAAGAAGGAGAACCUGCUCACAUGUCUCGCCGACCUCUUCCACUCCAUUGCCACACAAAAGAAGAAGGUGGGCGUCAUUCCACCAAAGAAGUUCAUCUCCCGUCUACGGAAGGAGAACGAUCUGUUUGAUAACUACAUGCAACAGGACGCCCACAAUUACCUGAACUACCUGCUGACCUCAGUGGCUGACAUCCUGCAGGAGGAGAAGAAGCAGGAGAAGCAGAACGGACGCCUGAAGAACAACGGCACCACCAUCACCGCUGAGAACGAGAUGGAGAACAAGACAGAACCCACGUGGGUUCACGACAUCUUUCAAGGAACGCUGACCAAUGAGACGCGCUGUCUCAACUGUGAAACGGUGAGCAGCAAAGAUGAAGAUUUUCUGGAUCUGUCUGUGGAUGUGGAGCAGAACACAUCAAUAACACACUGUCUCAGGGACUUUAGCAACACGGAGACUUUGUGCAGUGAGUACAAAUACUACUGUGAGACGUGCUGCAGCAAGCAGGAAGCACAGAAGCGGAUGCGUGUGAAGAAGCUCCCCAUGAUCCUGGCCCUGCAUCUGAAGAGGUUCAAGUACAUGGAGCAGCUGCAUCGUUACACCAAGCUGUCCUACAGAGUGGUGUUCCCUCUGGAACUGCGUCUCUUCAACACAUCGAGCGAUGCGGUCAACCUGGACCGCAUGUAUGACCUGGUAGCUGUGGUAGUCCACUGUGGCAGUGGCCCAAAUCGAGGUCAUUACAUCACCAUAGUAAAGAGUCACGGGUUCUGGCUGCUGUUUGAUGAUGACAUCGUGGAGAAAAUUGAUGCCCAGGCCAUCGAGGAGUUUUAUGGUCUUACCUCAGACAUUUCUAAGAACUCUGAGUCAGGUUACAUCCUCUUCUACCAGUCCAGGGAGUGAGUGCAGCUGCAUCGCCGACACAAUGAGACUGAAGAGGAAAUUUAUACUUUUACUCCUGCCACCUGCAUUCCAACCCCACACCUCUUCCUCCUCCUCAUCAGACCUGUCCGACCAACACCAGGUGCCAUUCCUUUGCCAGUCUCUGGGCUUUAGAGCUCAACCUCUUAUCUCUUUGGUUUCUACCACUUGUUUUUUUCCUUUUGCUUUUUUAUUUGCCUUUUGUUAAGUUUCUUUUCGUCACCUGCGUCUGGACUGCACUUUAAAACCAAGGAAAAACUGCUUAACGGCUUGAAGGAAGUAAAAACAGAUUCAACAUUUACAGUUAUGGAUUCUACAAUCUGUAACGCUACACUUCACGACACAGGUAGGUCUGUGAUGGAAAUGUGAAAUUAAAAUUACGGUAGACUUACCGUGUUUUCCAGACAAUUCGUAACACAGGAAUAUUAGUCUCAUCUGUCUUUUUGAAAGAUUUUUUUACACAAUAAUCAAGGAAGACCGAACAGUAGACUGAAUAUAUCGUCUUCAGUGUCACGUCCUUUUCUUUUUGUUCCCAUUUUCUUUGUGUUCUUUUGGAAAGUCUUUUGAAAGUUUUUGUUUUUAUUUAUUUAAGGAAGUCUUUUAUGGUUUAUUCAUGUAAUUGUCUGUGUAUACGCUGCCCUCCUGUGGCCACAGAUGAUAUAAGGCACAUUUUUCAUACAUAAGUCACUUCUGAAUAUAAGAGGCAGAACCAACCAAAGGACUACUAAGAAAAAGUGCAUUGUAAAGUCUGGAAAAUACGGUAAAUAGUCAACUUAAAAAGCACUACAGUAAAUAUUUCACAAAAAACUACUUUAGAUAUGAACUGAUGAGAAGCGAUGUUUUGUCAUUCAUAAACAGUAACAAAAGACAGAAUCGUAGGCCACAUUUGAAGGACAAAGGAUUCAGAGCUAAAAGCUCUGCAUUACUUAUGUGUAAAUUAGAUCCUUUUUAGUGUCAAACUGCAUUUCCCCUUUUGGUUCAUUGUCUGGUCUUUUCCAUGGUUUCUAUCCCUGGUGGAUGAAUGAGAAGUGAACAAGGCUGGAGACAAACACUGUAAAAUACACCUUGAAAUCUAAGCAAUACAUUAAGGAAUAAUCGUAGGAGUCGUUGGCUUGAAUCUACCUGUACGUACUGCUGUCUGUCAGUGUCAUAUGACGACUUCAUAACAUUACACACACACAAAUAGGAUUUAAAUGAGCUUACUCUUUGAAAUAUUUAAAUCAAAUAUUAAUGCCAUAUUUAUUAUUCUUGGUAUAUUUAUUUCAUGGGUCAGUAGCUGAUGAGAUGAACUACGCAGCCCCAGCUCUUUUUAGAGUUUUGUAUGUUACAACUGUGUCUCAGUGGGACAGACACGGUGGAUGGAAGACACUACUGCUGGGACACAUACUGUCUCUUCAACAACAAUAGGACAAGGACGCAUUCAGUCCAUACGUUUGUUGAUAAUUUUGAUUGACAACAACCCUUCAGAUUAUACAAUAACAUGACACUAGUGCAGUAAUGAGUAGAGUUAUUUUUCAGUGACACUAACAAACGAGAUACUCGAGUGCAAAUGUUGCAUAUAUGAGUGUUAUUUACACUUGUCCUGUAGAAUUACAAAAAAAGGUUUUAUACUAACCUUUUUUUCCUGUUUUCAAGACCCGGUUGACCUGGACAUUACAAUAGAUACAUUCAUGUGUUUUGUUUGGGGUUGUUUUUGCAUUAAAGUGGGGCUACUACUCACUGAGUUACUGAAUUCACUUACUGAUUUAUAACAGUAAUAACUAAGGUUUUAGGUUACUGUCUAUUUUCUUUUUUUUUUUGCUGGAUUUAAAGACUUGGGAUUUUGACUUGGACUCGAACACUCGGGAUCAACUGCAACAUGACACUUGCUAUCAUUCUUUUGCACGUUUUUUUUCUCUCUCUCUUCAUCUACAUUUAUUAGUAUACUUUUGAUUUGGUUGAUGUAAAUGUUUUAGUUUUGCGUGUGUCAUACGUGGCACACUAAAAUCCUCAUUUCAAAACCUUACAUUUUAGCCAAUGUAGCUCCACUUAUUUGUGUUUUAGGUUUUAUUUACAUUCCCUAAAACAAGUUCAGAACAACAGCUUUUCUUUUACCUUGUCCACUUCACAGGAAACAUCUCAUCGAACACGAGCAGGAUUUAAAUAGUUGUUUUCGUCCACGACAAAGAUACUGGAUUGUGUUUGUGCUGGAUGGAGUGAGCUUUUUAUUUGUGUGUUGUCUUCUUUGUUUAGUCUGUUACCGGGCGAACUCUCGUGCCAAACUGGAGUGGAUGCUGACCUUUGCAGCAGUCCUAAUGUAACGCCGUUUUCUUUGCAACCUGUAUAUUGUGUAGAAAAAGCCUGGAAAAUAGAUUUCAAAAAAAUAUUUUUUUAAAGAGCAAGAUUUUAGGCUUAACACUGACCAUUCGGAGUAUGUGUUUGAAAGAAAAAAAAUACUGUGCUGUUUUACAAUCAGAAUCAAUCAGAAGUGUGUUCUGAGGUCGACGUCUGUCUGCUCGUUGCUGUUACUGGGUUAAACUGAGCCAGGCUAGGAAACAACGAGGUCGACUCAGGUGAGGAAAACUUUGUCUCUUUGUGUCCUGAUCUUCCAUGAACACUUAUGCACUUAGCCUCACUGAGAAACUCGGUUUUGUUUGCACUUGGUUCUAAACAGACUGGUGACUUGGAAACUGGUUCAACUAGAAAGAACAACAAUACAAAUCUGUUGACAGUUUUCAAACUCAUAACAAAAUCCAGUGACACGUCCUUAAACAUUUGUUUUCGUUUUUUUUUCCAUUUGUCACCUGUUUGUGUAUGUUAUUAUUGUGGUGUGUGAUUUCUGAGAGCUCAGGUGAGCAGAGUCCUCCACCAGGGGGUAGCUGAGCUCAUUAGACAGAAGGUAGAGAAGGACCAGUCUGGGUGGCUGUGAACUGAAAUUGCACUUUAUUAGUGAUGAGCUUCAGUGCUUAAAUAUGAAGAACCACAGUCUGAUACGUUCAUCUUUUCUUCUCUCAAAUAAAUGACUAUCAAUACAA